AAUGAUCAUGGGACACAUUAUAUCAUAUAAUGCAGGUCAAUCAAGUGGAGUGUGUAUCUCUCCUGGUGGCCGUUUUCCUUCCUUUUCAUCCGAGGGGAAGCCUCCUGGAAAAGCAUCCAAAGGACCCAAAGACUUAACACUUUGUCGGGUCUUCCGCCGAAGUACAUGCUGUGAUGUUUCUCAGACUUAUCCUGCUCUUUUAUCAAUUCGAAGACUGGCAUCUAGUGGAGAAGCCAGCCAAGAGUGCUUGGAUUUAUGGGAGCUGUUGGAGUGCUCCAUUUGUGAUCCAAGGGUUGGUGUCCUUCCUGGACCCCCUCUGAUAUGUGCCUCUCUUUGUGAUAAGGUGCUAGAGGCUUGUGGAAAUGCAUACUUCUCAAUUGAUGCCAAAAAUCAGGUUUUGUCUCCUUGCGGAUUAAGUGACAUUCUCUGUGGUAGAUUAAAUGAAUGGGCUUCGAAUGGUACAGAGCUCUGUCACCUUUCAGGUUUCUCGGUAAAACAAGAUGGAAUUAGUUAUAAAGGUCCGGAUGAGCCGUUUUGUUAUGGUGGAAAAGAGAGCUUAGAAUCGAUUGCAGAUUCUUGGAAGAAUUCAAGAUAUGGUUCGCCGAAGGCUGAGAAGUUUAAUGUUGAUUUUCAGCAAUGGCUGAGGGAUAUGCCUAUCACUGAAAAGAUUUCUUGGGCAGUUGGAGGGAUGGUGCUAACUGCAGGAAUUUUGUUUAUAAGCAAAAGAAAGAGCCACAGCCGUCGUCAGAAGCAGGCAUUGAUGUACCGUGCAGCAGCUCGAAGGCUGGAGGCAAGUGUAAACCGACAGUCUUCUGGUGGGAGGAGAUAGAGGGAAUUCAUACAGAUGUUAUAUGUGCAUUAAACCUGUAUUCUACCAAUAAUCUGAUGCUGGAAUUUUGGGAGUAAUAGAUAUUCACGUCUUUGCUUAUUACGCCCAGAGUCUGCUUGUCAAAA
This is a messenger RNA of Asparagus officinalis (garden asparagus), 954 nucleotides long. RefSeq lists its product as uncharacterized. The record is from RefSeq and is a predicted model, not a curated record. Bases 2 to 829 code for a protein of 275 amino acids. The transcript is spliced from 3 exons. NCBI's taxonomy places the organism in Eukaryota, Viridiplantae, Streptophyta, Magnoliopsida, Asparagales, Asparagaceae.